Molecule: messenger RNA, 1455 nt
Organism: Colletotrichum gloeosporioides
Lineage: Eukaryota; Fungi; Ascomycota; Sordariomycetes; Glomerellales; Glomerellaceae
Exons: 2
Coding region: 1-1455 (484 amino acids)
Source: RefSeq, a predicted model, not a curated record
AUGGCACUCCCACCUGGAGUAAUCAAGUUCGCGCCAGGGGGAGGUGGUCAACCUCCACCGCCGCCUCCUCCGCCACCGCACCCGGCUGGAGCCAAGGUGCUGCAUCAUCAUGGCCCGCCUCCUCCUCCACCUCCUCCGCCGGGUCGGGCACAGGUACCGGGACCAUUCGCUGUCAGACAACCCGGACCUCCGCCGCCUCCCGUCAGGCCUGUUGGAGGUCAAAUGCCUCCCGCUGCUGUCGCCCGCCCUCCCAUGGCACAUCACCCAGCGCAACCAGGACCAAUCAUCCACCACAUGCCGCCGCCGGUGUCGCUUCAACCAAUGGCACUUCAACAGAUGCCGAUACAACCCCCACGGGAUCGAAUUCCUCCUGAGCUGCGAGAGAGAAGACUCGUGGAAUAUUCGGACCUUCGAAGCGAACGGAUGACGGACGCUAGCGCACGCGAAUUCCUAUCUGAAUACGUCGUUUACCGCUUCGAAAAGGUCCUGGAUCCCAUGGAGACCGACAUUGAAGGGUUCCCAACGAAGCCAACUUGGGAAAACGUCAGACGGGUUGAGGUUCGUGACCUGUCCCGGAAAGACAUCAUCAGGAACAUCAGGGAACUCAACGAGGAAGGCCAAACUGCCCUGCAGAAGAAGAUGGACCUCACGCCAAACCAGCAGCUGCAGAUCGAAAAGGCACAGAACGCGCUGGAGAAACGCAACACCGACAAGCGCUAUCGCUACACCCUGCAACAGAUUAGCUCCAAAAUGAAGAAGCUCCACAAGGACUCUUACCAAUAUCAACAGUAUAUGGCGGACAGAGAAGCGAAGAGAGUUGUUGUUGCAAGAGGGAAGUCAGCGUUGUCCAAGUCAAAGAAGAACUUGUUUGAGACGAUCGCGGUGACGGUAUAUUUCAGAAAGGAACCUCGCUUCGAGGAAGAUGCCUUGGCAAUGUAUCGCAGCAAGAAGGAGGAAGAGAUCUUGAUUCAGCAAAGAGAUUCCGAGGCACGAAACCUCCACUUUCAACGACAAAUGCAGCAGGAUCGCCAUCAUGCUGAAUUUAUCAUGCACCAGCAACAUCAGGCUCACCAAGACAGACUGCGACCACCGCCUCAGCAACUGCCGCCGCUGCCUCCAAUACACAAACUACCGCCACCUACAAAAGGCACAGCGACUCCCAUAGUCAAGGUUGUGGAAAAGGACCACGGGAAAGGAGGGAAAUUGAAUUGUACGACACCGACACGGAAGAAUCACCGGACUCAUCGGAGUCGUCAAAGUCCAAACAUGGUCGUCGCCGUCGGGGACGUCGCCAUAGCCGCAGCCGCAGCCGAAGUCGUCGUCGCGGUCGUCCAGAGGAAUACGGGCUCAAAGACCUCCGUCGUCAUACAAGAUCUGACGGACAAGAUCCGCACUACAUCCUCGAUUCAGAGCCGCUGCGUGGGCGUUUGCUCGCCGCUCCAACAUCACCAAUAG